AUGAAUGUAAUGUUUUAUCGGUUCUGUCGGAUUUAUCAUUUGGGAAUACGACCUGUGUUUGUAUUUGACGGGGAAGGGAGGCCGAAUAUGAAAAGAAAGCAGUUCGUCAACACACGAAUCCCAGAUACAAUUGCAAUGAGAAAGCUCAAAAGUCUUAUUAAACUGUUCGGCUUUGCAGAAUGGUUGGCAUAUGGAGAAGCAGAAGCAGAAUGUGCGGUGUUACAACGACUAGGAUACGUUGAUCUUGUAAUGACAGGAGAUGUAGACGUAUUCCUUUUUGGUGCACGACGUGUUCUCCGCCACUGGCCUAGCAAGGAUGGUUUUCCAUGCGGAUGCUAUGAUACUUCCUGGUUUAACCUCGAUAGGUCUGACCUUAUCCUGAUCGCCAUUCUCAGGGGUUCCGAUUACCAGGACGGCAUCAAGGGUAUUGGUAUCAAAUUAGCGGAGGGACUUGCA
Phycomyces blakesleeanus NRRL 1555(-) is the source of this 456-nucleotide messenger RNA. RefSeq lists its product as hypothetical. Gene Ontology annotation, molecular function: 5'-flap endonuclease activity. Lineage: Eukaryota; Fungi; Mucoromycota; Mucoromycetes; Mucorales; Phycomycetaceae. The record is from RefSeq and is a predicted model, not a curated record. The annotation marks the transcript as partial. The transcript has a single exon.